GAGGCGCCGGCGUCCGAGACCCGGGCCGGGCCGGGAGCGCCGCGCAGGCCCCGCGCCGCCGCCGCGCCAUGGCGGAGACCAAGAUCAUCUAUCACAUGGAUGAAGAGGAGACGCCGUACCUGGUCAAGCUGCCCGUGGCGCCCGAGCGCGUCACGCUGGCCGACUUCAAGAAUGUGCUCAGCAACCGGCCCGUGCACGCUUACAAAUUCUUCUUCAAGUCCAUGGACCAGGACUUCGGGGUGGUGAAGGAGGAGAUCUCCGACGAUAAUGCCAAGCUGCCCUGCUUCAAUGGUCGUGUGGUCUCCUGGCUGGUCCUGGCCGAGGGCGCACACUCAGAUGCAGGCUCUCAGAGCACUGAUGGCCACACAGACCUGCCCCCACCUCUUGAAAGAACGGGCGGCAUCGGGGACUCCCGGCCCCCCUCCUUCCACCCUAAUGUAGCCAGCAGCCGCGACGGGAUGGACAAUGAGACUGGCACGGAGUCUUUGGUCAGCCACCGGCGGGAGCGAGCCCGACGCCGGAACCGCGAAGAGGCUGCCCGGACCAAUGGGCACCCAAGGGGGGACCGGCGGCGAGACCUGGGGCUGCCCCCCGACAGUGCGUCCACCGUGCUGAGCAGCGAACUUGAGUCCAGUAGCUUCAUUGACUCGGACGAGGAUGACAACACGAGCCGACUGAGCAGCUCCACGGAGCAGAGCACGUCCUCCCGGCUCAUCCGAAAACAUAAGCGCCGGCGGCGGAAGCAGCGCAUGCGGCAGGCGGACCGUGCUUCUUCCUUCAGCAGCAUCACGGACUCCACCAUGUCCCUGAACAUCAUCACCGUCACUCUCAACAUGGAGAGGCACCACUUCCUGGGCAUCAGCAUCGUGGGCCAGAGCAACGAGCGGGGGGACGGUGGCAUCUACAUCGGCUCCAUCAUGAAGGGCGGGGCCGUGGCGGCCGACGGGCGCAUCGAGCCGGGCGACAUGCUGCUGCAGGUGAAUGACGUCAACUUCGAGAACAUGAGCAACGACGACGCAGUGCGUGUGCUGCGGGAGAUCGUGUCCCAGACGGGGCCCAUCAGCCUCACGGUAGCCAAAUGCUGGGACCCGACCCCCCGGAGCUACUUCACCGUCCCGAGGGCUGACCCGGUGCGGCCCAUCGACCCUGCCGCCUGGCUGUCCCACACGGCGGCGCUGGCUGGAGCCCUGCCCCACUACGAGCUGGAGGAGGCACCUCUGACGGUGAAGAGCGACAUGGGCGCCGUGGUGCGCGUCAUGCAGCUGCCAGACUCGGGCCUGGAGAUCCGUGACCGCAUGUGGCUCAAGAUCACCAUCGCCAAUGCCGUCAUUGGGGCGGACGUGGUGGACUGGCUGUACACACACGUGGAGGGCUUCAAGGAAAGGCGCGAGGCUCGCAAGUACGCCAGCAGCAUGCUGAAGCGCGGCUUCCUGCGGCACACGGUCAACAAGAUCACCUUCUCGGAGCAGUGCUACUACGUCUUCGGGGACCUGUGCAGCAAUCUCGCAGCCCUGAACCUCAACAGCGGCUCCAGUGGGGCCUCGGAUCAGGACACGCUGGCCCCACUGCCCCAUCCGGCCGCCCCCUGGCCCCUGGGUCAGGGCUACCCCUACCAGUACCCGGGCCCCCCGCCCUGCUUCCCGCCCGCAUACCAGGACCCUGGCUUCAGCUAUGGCAGCGGCAGUGCUGGAAGUCAGCAGAGUGAAGGAAGCAAAAGCAGUGGGUCCACCCAGAGCGCCGGCGGGAGCAGCCGGCGGGCACUGGGCCGUGAGAAGGAGCGCCGGGCGGCUGGAGGCGGGGGCAGCGGCAGCGAGUCAGACCACACGGCACCGGGCGGGGUUGGGGGCAGCGGCUGUCGGGAUCGUCCAGCUAGUCAGCUCAGCCGGGGCUCGGUGGCUGCCCCGGGGCUCCCCCCUUCGUAUCCCUUAGCAAAGGCGUACUCGGUGGGGGGGGGCCCGCCGGGGGGGCCGCCCGUCCGGGAGCUGGCCGCUGUCCCCCCAGAGCUGACGGGCAGCCGCCAGUCCUUCCAGAAGGCCAUGGGGAACCCCUGUGAGUUUUUCGUUGACAUCAUGUGACUGAGGAGAGAGUGCCUUCAGCUCGGCCCCACAGUGGGGGAGCCGGUGGUCCUACCCACUCCUGCAGGAGGGCACACCGCCUCUGGGGCUUCUGUGGGCUUGCCUUACUGGCGGCUGUCCUGGGUCAAGCAAGCCCGUGCCUGUCUGCACACAAGGGGUCGUGUCGGGGCACAGGCCUGGGGGGAGAGUGGGAGCAGGCUGGGCGAGGAGCUGAGGGCAGCCCAGGCCACCGUGGUCUCAGUUUGGCAGUCCGUCCAUUCCUGUCUGGAGCAGCUUGUGUCCGUGCAGACCCUGUGCCCUUGGGGUGUGCCUCAGGGACCCCCACGUGCCUACAGAGCUGUGCACAGGGCCCCAGACUAAGCUGAGAAGAGGCUGCUGGGCCUGGGCCCCCUGUUGGCCCAAGUCAUAGGCCCCACCACUUUUGCCUGGGCUGGGUUGGCCCUUCCUGAAGGGGGAAUUGGAGCCCCGAGGCCCCUCUGUGGACGUCCGGGGUAGGGAUCUAAUUUAUUUAUUUAUUGCCUGGCCUUGUGUGCUCUGGGGGAGGUGGUGGCCAGGUCAGCUGUCCCCCCACCCACCGGGUCUCAGACUUAAUGCAGGGACACAGGUCCUGUCGGAAAGUGGGAAGGGUUGGUGAGGGGAAGAUGGGAGGGGACGUGCUUCAGCUGGUGGUGGUGGGGAUGUGACAAGGGGCAAGGGGCCCGGGUGCACACAGCUGCUGCAGGGGCAGGGUGUGGGGAAGAGGGGGUAGCCAGCCCACCCCUCCUUGCUGUCCUCGGGUGACUGCCCACCCACUCACGCCGCUUCCUUCCUGGCGUUUCUGGCCUGCACACAUUUGCGCUGUAGAUACUGUAUCAAGUCAGAGUGUCCGUCCAGAUAGUUAAUAGAGCUGCUUCUGUGUAAAUGCUAUUUUAAAGACUAAAAAGCAUUUAAUUUUAUGGGA
This is a messenger RNA of Neomonachus schauinslandi (Hawaiian monk seal), 3015 nucleotides long. RefSeq names its product dishevelled segment polarity protein 1 (gene DVL1). Gene Ontology annotation, molecular function: frizzled binding. Gene Ontology annotation, biological process: canonical Wnt signaling pathway; intracellular signal transduction. The record is from RefSeq and is a predicted model, not a curated record. Lineage: Eukaryota; Metazoa; Chordata; Mammalia; Carnivora; Phocidae. Gene Ontology annotation, cellular component: cytosol.